AUGCUGUCCCCCUCAAAGCUGUGCGCAGCGGCGGUCGUGCUCUCGCAGCCGCCGGUGGUAGCCUGCGCCGCAGCUCGCCCGGCGGCCGCGCGCGUGCUGCACCUCGCGCGCUGCGUGCCGCCGAGCCUCCAGCAGCAGCAGCAGCACCAGCAAACACAGCAGCAUGGGCUCGAGGAGACGGCUCGGCCACACAUGCCCCCAGCGGCGCUCCUCAAGUCGUGCGUGUUGGCCGCCCCCUUGAGCACCAGCAGCAGCGACGCCUGCGGCGACGUCGUCGCCCCGGGUCCCCUGCUGCCCCCGCUCGCCGCGGCUGCGGCUGCCGCGGCGCCUGCCCCUCGCGCCGUGCCGGCGGCUCUCCGUGGUGGCGGCGUUGGCGCGGACGCCUUGGACCGCGGCAGCAGCGAAUCCGACGAGGCCUCAAUGCUGCUCGCAACGAGUGGCGCCACCGCGGCCGGCCCGCACCACCACCCCCACGCGCUCACCCCCCACAAAGCGGCCGCCGCCGCCGCAUUGGCCACCCCCGCGCCGAGCCCCGACGCGUACACCGGGCCCCCGAGGGUUCCUGCCUACGAGGACGAGCCGCUGUCGCUGUCGUGGGUGCGGUCGCUGCCAGAGGUGGCGGGGCUGGGCGGCGGCGAGUGCGGGGCCGACGCGCGCGUGGGGCGCAUCCACGUUGUGAUGGGCCCCAUGUUUGCCGGCAA
Messenger RNA from Monoraphidium neglectum, 701 nucleotides. RefSeq lists its product as hypothetical. The transcript has a single exon. The annotation marks the transcript as partial. The record is from RefSeq and is a predicted model, not a curated record. Lineage: Eukaryota; Viridiplantae; Chlorophyta; Chlorophyceae; Sphaeropleales; Selenastraceae.